UAUGCAGUCAUGUCAAGUUUUAUACUUAAGAAUUUCCUUUGUGAUAAUUGUAGCUUGCGGGAUAUACAAAGCAGUGGCAGGUAUCCCUGAUAUAACCCCUUCCGGCGUAGUUCUUGUUGUACGAGGAAGCAACUUGACUCUCACCUGCUCAAAUGCCGCGUCCGGAACUGCUUCAUCUUGCAAGUGGUAUGCUAAGAUUGAUGCAGAUGACUAUCAACUCAAACUAUGGAUAAACCAAGAAAAUUGUUCAAAACCUUUCGGCAACGAAGCAUUAUACGGAUUCGAAUGUCUUGGCAACAAUGUGUUCAGGUUAAUUAUCUACAACGUUCAGAACGGAAGAGACGAAAUAUAUUGGAAGUGCAUUCAGCUCUUCGGAAGUACACAAUCUGUUAGCGAUCCUAUCCGGUUAGAUGUUAAAGGUUUUAGAAAUUCCUGCCCUGUCGAAGCACCAAUGUAUUUCCAACGACCAGGAAGCGAAGUGCAAUUGCAGUUGACAACCUCCAUACACAACUUUGGACUCCGUAGUUAUCAAAUUGUAAAAGGAGGGACGUUUUACGUUUCAAUAUCCACCUAUAAUGGGGAUAUUGUAGAUCCCACAGAAGAAGUAUGCGCGCCAAACAAUUGUAUCUUCGCCGGAAAAACAUCUACCGGAAACUUUUCUAUAUCACUCGAAGCCGUCAAUGUUAAAGAUAAUGACAUUUACCAAUUAAUAGAAAAUGUUGCCAACGAUAUAAAAGCCUGCGUAACACUAUACGUUUUAGGUAUGUACAUAAGAAUAUACCUUGUACACGACCUACCUUCUCAGGUCUGCAUCGUUUAA
Mya arenaria is the source of this 820-nucleotide messenger RNA. RefSeq lists its product as uncharacterized. Lineage: Eukaryota; Metazoa; Mollusca; Bivalvia; Myida; Myidae. The coding region runs from base 2 to 820 and encodes 272 amino acids. The transcript is spliced from 3 exons. The record is from RefSeq and is a predicted model, not a curated record.